Oryzias melastigma (Indian medaka) is the source of this 1143-nucleotide messenger RNA. Its product is annotated as probable N-acetyltransferase CML1. Bases 383 to 1057 code for a protein of 224 amino acids. The record is from RefSeq and is a predicted model, not a curated record. The transcript is spliced from 2 exons. Lineage: Eukaryota; Metazoa; Chordata; Actinopteri; Beloniformes; Adrianichthyidae. Gene Ontology annotation, molecular function: N-acetyltransferase activity.
AUUUUAUGCAGUUCUAAAAAAAAAUGUAAAAAGUGAAGCAGAUAAACUAGUGUUUACUUUUAAGUAUCCAAUCAGCGGGUUGCGUUCCAUGGGCAUGGUUAAUUCUAAACCUUUUUUAAACACUACUACAAACGCUAAAAAUAAAUACAUUCAUAAAUGAACGUUGCUACAUAUGAGUGUUUUUUUUAGGUCAGCACAAUACUCCUCCGUCGCAACCCAAUGACCGCAUCAACGUCAGAUUUUAUCCACAUCUUUUUGGGGCACUUGAACGCAGCACUGAGGAGCAGCUAGCAUGGCUCGUUGAUUCGUAACAUUAAAAAAAAAAAAAAAAAGUCUGCUGUGACGGACUGUAACAACCCCCCGGGAAAAAGAGAGAAGAAUCAUGUCCGGCGUUCAGAUCCGAAAGUACCAGGAGGAGGACGCGGAGAGCGUGAAGGAGGUGUUCACGUUGGGCAUGAGCGAGCACAUCCCCUCCUCCUUUAUGCACGUUCUCAAACAGCCUCUGACCCAGAUGGUGCUGAUGUGCACCUUCUGCGCGCUGGUGACCAGCUCCAAGUCCUUCCUGCUGCCCAUCCUGGCCGUCACCCUGCUGCUGGCGGGGGCCCGUCUGGGCAUCAUCUACAUGUUCAACAGGUACAUCGAGGCUACGCUCAGCGGCGACCUCCGGGACGUGACCAACAGCUACCUGAGGAGCCAGGACUCCUGCUUCUGGGUGGCUGAAAGCGAGGGCCGGGUGGUGGGCACGGUGGCCUGCCUGCCUGCAGAGAACGCGCCGGGCUGCUUGGAGCUGAAGCGCAUGUCGGUGCGGCGGAGCCACCGCGGCCGGGGCAUCGCAAAGGCUCUGUGCAGGACGGUGGCUGACUUCGCCCGGGACAGGGGUUACGCCGCUGUGUUCCUACAAACCUCCAUGGUGGCAACAGACGCUCAGAAACUGUAUGAGCACAUGGGCUACAAGAAGAUCAAGGAGUUCGUCUUGCCUGACUUUUUUGGUAAAAUCAUCAACUUCACUUUGAUUGAGUUCAGACUCGACCUCCAGCCAGAUGGACAAAAUGAUUGAAAGUGGAGAGGUUCAUGUAAACGGCCAUUAAAGCAGUAUCUGCACCUAAAUAUGCCCCAAAAAUAAUAAAGCUGUAUUUAAAUAUU